This is a messenger RNA of Dictyostelium discoideum AX4, 3987 nucleotides long. It is a transcript of the gene abcG2, whose product is annotated as ABC transporter G family protein. Gene Ontology annotation, molecular function: ATP hydrolysis activity; ATP binding; ABC-type transporter activity. Bases 1 to 3987 code for a protein of 1328 amino acids. NCBI's taxonomy places the organism in Eukaryota, Evosea, Eumycetozoa, Dictyosteliales, Dictyosteliaceae. The transcript is spliced from 3 exons. The record is from RefSeq and is a predicted model, not a curated record. Gene Ontology annotation, cellular component: membrane; endosome membrane. Gene Ontology annotation, biological process: transmembrane transport; sorocarp morphogenesis.
AUGGCUCCACCAGAAAUUGGUAAUGAUGAAAUCCCAUUACAAGAAUUUGGACAAAAAUCAUUUGCAGCUGAUAAUACAAUUGGCGGAAUGCAAAGUAUUUCAUAUGAUAAUUCGGGUGCUCCAAUGGGUUUAUAUAAAGAAAAGAAAGGAAUGUAUGUCACCGCUAGAAAUUUAAGUAUGUCUAUUGGUACUGAAAAGAAAGGUGAUAAAAGAAAUAUUUUAUCAGAUUUAAAUUUUUUCCUUAAACCAGGUUCAAUGGUUUUAAUUUUGGGUUCUCCAGGUUGUGGUAAAACCUCAGUUAUGAAAGCAUUGGCCAAUCAAUUACAUUCUGAAACUGUAUCUGGUAGUUUAUUAUUUAAUGGUAAAGCUGCUAAUAAAAGUACUCAUCAUAGAGAUGUUGCAUAUGUUGUACAAGGUGAUCAUCAUAUGGCUCCAUUCACAGUUAGAGAAACAUUUAAAUUUUCAGCCGAUCUUCAAAUGAGUGAAGGUACAUCUGAAGAAGAAAAGAACGCAAGAGUUGAUUAUAUUUUAAAGACUUUGGAUCUUACUAGACAACAAGAUACAGUUGUUGGUAAUGAAUUUUUAAGAGGUGUAUCGGGUGGUCAAAAGAAAAGAGUUACAAUUGGUGUUGAAAUGGUUAAAGAUGCUGGUUUAUUUUUAAUGGAUGAACCAUCAACUGGUUUAGAUUCAACUACUACUUUAGAAUUAAUGAAACAUUUUAGAGAAUUAUCAAAUGUAAAUCAAGUUUCAAGUUUGGUAGCAUUAUUACAACCAGGUGUUGAAGUUACAAAAUUAUUUGAUUUCUUAAUGAUUAUGAAUGCUGGUCAUAUGGUUUAUUUUGGACCAAUGUCAGAUGCAAUUUCAUAUUUUGAAGGAUUAGGAUUUAAAUUACCAAAACAUCAUAAUCCAGCAGAAUUUUUCCAAGAGAUUGUUGAUGAACCAGAAUUAUAUUUUGAAGGUGAAGGUGAACCACCACUUAGAGGUGCCGAAGAAUUUGCAAAUGCAUACAAGAAUAGCGCAAUGUUCCAAAGUAUUGUAAAUGAUUUAGAUAACACUCAACCAGAUUUAACAUUUUGUAAAGAUAGUUCACAUCUUCCAAAAUAUCCAACACCUUUAUCCUAUCAAAUUCGUUUAGCAAGUAUUAGAGCAUUUAAAAUGUUAAUUUCAAGUCAAGUUGCCGUUAGAAUGAGAAUUAUAAAAUCGAUUGUAAUGGGUUUAAUUUUGGGUUCACUCUUUUAUGGUUUAGAUUUGAAUCAGACCGAUGGUAAUAAUAGAUCGGGUUUGAUUUUCUUUUCAUUGUUGUUUAUUGUUUUCUCGGGUAUGGGUGCCAUUGCAAUUCUUUUCGAACAAAGAGAGGUGUUUUACAUACAAAAAGAUGGUAAAUACUACAAGACAUUUGCAUUCUUUUUAUCAUUAAUCUUUUCUGAAAUUCCAAUUGCACUCUUAGAGACUGUGGUAUUUUGUGUUUUGGUUUAUUGGAUGUGUGGUCUACAAGCGAAUGCAGAGAAAUUCAUUUACUUUUUAUUAAUGAAUUUCGUUGGUGAUUUGGCUUUCCAAUCUUUCUUUAAAAUGGUUUCAGCUUUUGCUCCAAAUGCAACCUUGGCUUCAGUUAUUGCACCAGCUGCAUUGGCUCCAUUCAUUUUGUUCUCUGGUUUUAUGGCACCAAAAAGAAGUAUUGGUGGUUGGUGGAUUUGGAUUUAUUGGAUCUCACCAAUUAAAUAUGCUUUUGAAGGUCUCAUGUCAAAUGAACAUCAUGGUUUAAUUUAUAGCUGUGAUGAUAGUGAAACAAUCCCACCACGUAAUACUCCAAACUUUGAAUUACCAUAUCCAAGAGGUUCUGGAAAUUCUUCAAUUUGUCAAAUUACUAGAGGUGAUCAAUUCCUUGAUCAAUUAGGUAUGCCACAAAAUAAUUGGUUCAAAUGGAUCGAUUUGUUAAUUGUUUUUGCAUUUGGUGCACUUUUCUCUUUUGGUAUGUACUUCUUCCUCAAGAAUGUUCAUGUCGAUCAUAGAGCAUCUGAUCCAAAGAAUGAUAAACGUUCUAAAAAAGCCUCAAAGAGAUCAAAGAAAAUCAAGGAUUCCAAAGUUGAUAUCAAAGAAAAUCGUAUGGUAAAAGCUCAAAAAGAAAUUCCAAUUGGUUGUUAUAUGCAAUGGAAAGAUUUGGUUUAUGAAGUUGAUGUAAAGAAAGAUGGUAAAAAUCAACGUUUAAGAUUAUUGAAUGAAAUUAAUGGUUAUGUUAAACCGGGUAUGUUACUUGCUUUAAUGGGUCCAUCAGGUGCUGGUAAAUCAACAUUAUUAGAUGUUUUAGCUAAUAGAAAAACAGGUGGUCAUACUAAAGGUCAAAUUUUAAUCAAUGGUCAAGAAAGAACUAAAUAUUUUACUCGUCUCUCUGCAUACGUUGAACAAUUUGAUGUUCUUCCACCAACUCAAACUGUUAAAGAAGCAAUUUUAUUCUCUGCUAAAACUAGAUUACCAAGUGAUAUGCCAAAUGAAGAGAAAAUUAAAUUUGUUGAAAACAUUAUUGAAACUUUAAAUUUAUUAAAGAUUCAAAAUAAACAAAUUGGUCAUGGUGAAGAAGGUCUUUCAUUAUCACAACGUAAACGUGUUAACAUUGGUGUUGAAUUAGCAUCAGAUCCACAAUUGCUCUUCCUUGAUGAACCAACCUCUGGUUUAGAUUCAUCUGCUGCCUUGAAGGUAAUGAAUUUAAUUAAAAAGAUUGCAUCAAGUGGUCGUUCAAUUAUUUGUACAAUUCAUCAACCAUCAACUUCAAUUUUCAAACAAUUUGAUCAUCUUUUACUCUUAAAGAGAGGUGGUGAAACUGUUUACUUUGGUCCAACUGGUGAUAAGAGUGCUGAUUUACUUGGUUAUUUUGAAAAUCAUGGUUUAAUUUGUGAUCCAUUAAAGAAUCCAGCCGAUUUCAUUUUAGAUGUAACCGAUGAUGUCAUUGAAACCACACUCGAUGGUAAACCACAUCAAUUCCAUCCAGUUCAACAAUACAAAGAAUCACAAUUGAAUAGUGAUCUUUUGGCCAAAAUUGAUGCUGGUGUUAUGCCAGUUGGUACACCAGUACCAGAAUUCCAUGGUGUUUAUUCCUCAUCCUAUCAAACUCAAUUCGUUGAAUUGGGUAAACGUUCUUGGUUAGCACAAGUACGUAGAGUUCAAAAUAUUCGUACUCGUUUAAUGCGUUCACUUUUCUUGGGUGUAGUUUUAGGUACACUUUUCGUUAGAAUGGAAGAAACUCAAGAGAAUAUUUAUAAUCGUGUCUCAAUUCUUUUCUUCAGUCUUAUGUUUGGUGGUAUGUCUGGUAUGUCUUCAAUUCCAAUCGUUAAUAUGGAACGUGGUGUUUUCUAUCGUGAGCAAGCAUCUGGCAUGUAUUCAAUUCCAAUUUAUCUCUUCACUUUUAUCGUUACCGAUUUACCAUGGGUUUUCCUCUCUGCUAUUAUUUAUACAGUUCCAAUGUACUUUAUCUCUGGUCUUAGAUUAGAUCCAAAUGGUGCUCCAUUCUUUUACCACUCCUUCAUCUCAUUCACAACUUAUUUCAAUUUCUCAAUGUUGGCAAUGGUUUUCGCAACUGUACUUCCAACCGAUGAAAUUGCUCAUGCCUUGGGUGGUGUAGCACUUUCAAUCAGUUCUUUGUUCGCUGGUUUUAUGAUCCCACCAGCUUCAAUCGCUAAAGGAUGGCAUUGGUUCUACCAAUUGGAUCCAACUACUUAUCCAUUGGCAAUCGUUAUGAUUAAUGAAUUCCAAGAUUUAGAAUUCCAUUGUACAAGUAGUGAAUCAGUCACUAUACCUAAUGUUCUUACAGUUAAUGGUACUUAUAUUGAUGUUGGCCCAAUUUGUCCAAUUACAAAUGGUAAUCAAAUUUUACAACGUUAUGAAAUGAAACCUGAAGAUAAAUAUAAAUUCUUGGCUGUUAUUUUUGGUUAUUCAGUCUUUUUCUUCAUUUGUAUUUUUAUAGCUUUGAAAUUUAUUAGACAUCAAACUAAAUAA